AUGGCCAAUUCUACACGUCGCCGCUCGAUCUCUGUCUCGAUUGGCGAAGUGAACGAAGAUGAGGCGAUCGAGAAGAUGCCACCACGAGCCACCAAAUGGACAACGAUGCGGAAUAUGCGAAUCGAGGGACACAUCGAUCGAUCAAGGGCCCCACUGCAAGAUCAAAGAAAUGUGGUCUCGCGCCGAGCCAUGCAAAAGACGGAGAAAUUGCGACGUUCUGCCUCGGAAGCUCCUGGAAAUCGAAGAAGCACAGGCGUUUCGAUGGCCACUCACAUCUACAGCCGCUUCAAGGGAGUGCUCUCGAAUUUGGUCAGACAUCGCGUGGAGGAGCCAAUUGGAGGCGAUGUCGAGCCACGCGCGAAUCUCCCUGUGUCAAAUGUGAGUGACGAGCGAUGCGCAUCAAUCCUCGCUGAUAAUAUUCUCUACAUGUACGCAUAUCAGUUUCUACCCAUCAACUUCGACCAUUCGCAGUUCGGUGAUCGCAAAAGGACCGUCUAUUAUGCCUGGUUGCACGAGAUUUGGAGCUAUCAUCCUUGCUAUCACCCGACGAACAGCUUUUUCCUCGCCGUGCACUUGUUGGAUCGUUUUCUUGUGUUACUAUCGGGUACUCAGCUGAAAGAUGAGGAAAAACGACUCGAAUCUGCUGGCCUUGCCGCUCUUCAAUUGGCCGUCAAAUUCGAGACACAGUGCCCCCUUGCCGAGGACCUUGUUCGCACCUUUAAAAUCGCCGAGAUCAAUCGUUAUGAGCAUGUGCUCCUAGAACUUUGCAAUUUCGAGCUCGGCCGACACUCGGUGAUGGAUUUUACACGCUUGGUUCUAGAAGCAAUCACCCCGCUCUCAUCCCGUGAUCGCCUCUCCAACCAACGACAUUCCCGUGCAAAGCUUUUAGCUGUUCUUUCAGUUUUCGCCCCAUCGUUGACCUCUGUGAAGCCAUCAUUGGUUGCUGCUGCGAUUGGUCGUCUGCUCGUUUUCUCCGAGAAUCGUGCAUGGACUCCCGAGAUGCAAGAAAAGUUGCAACACUCGACUAAAGAGGUUUAUCCGGUGCUUGAAGAUCUCGUCAUACACAUUGGACUGUGCAAAGAAAGUACGUGGGCUGGGAAAGAUUUGAUCAAAUACUGGCGCAAGAAUGGAGCCGAUAUUGAAGAGUUUACGGAUUGUCUUCUUUCUGAUCUCACUCGAUUAGCUCGUUCAACGACAAAUGUAGAAUCAACGGUGGAACAAGAAGUGCAAAGUCGUGAGGGACAAGACGAUGGUGUCGGCGACGACGAUGACGGCCUCAAAGUCUGCGACCAGUUUGCCAUCGCCAUUCAAGAGUGCGGGAUGCCGCUCGGACCCGGCCGAAAACCAAUUACAGGCAGCGACCACUUCGCGAUCGAGCUCGCCAACUUUUGCGAGCAGCAAGCAACUGGCGCCGACAUCAUGCUUCACAUGGAUGCCGGCGAGGUGCCUCCGCCUCUGACCGAGCAACGUGCCUUCCCGGCGCUCGAUGCUUUGCUGGCUCCGCCAAUCGACCACGGCUCCAUCACGUCGCUUUCCACGACCCUCUCCUCGACUUCUCUGCCCUCAACCGGCUUCUCUUCUGCUACCGGCCUCGCUUCUGCUGCUUUGUUGACCCUUUCCCCGGUCAUCUGGGCUUUCAUCGCCGAUCUUGUCUACAAUUCAUUGUUCUGUCUUGGCCUCCUCUUCCCACUUGAGGGAAUUUACAUGUCACCGGCUUGUCUCUUUGCACAUUCACCGCCAAGUUGGAUUUGGCCUGAAAUGAUCUUCUCCCUAAUCGUUGUCUACAAUUGCAAUCUCGCCAUCGUGAAUUGUUUUCUGAGUCGACUUUGGGCAAUUGAGGGACAUCGAUGGGGACACGGGACACCGUUUAGACAAACUUGGACUGCUCUUUGUCUUCACCUCUUGUUUAGCAUUCGAAACGGGUAUGCAGUGGGAAUGGCUGCUUUGGAUCGAGAGACGCAAAUUCGAUAUGUGAAAGAGCAUUACCCAAACAGUCACCACUUGCUGAACAUGACCAAUUGGGUGAUUAUGCCAGCGGAGAUCAGCCGACUACACAAAAUUCUAUGGGCAUGGGUGAUCGAGUUCUCCCUCUUUACUGCCAUCAUUUUCUUCUCGGUUUUUCGAGUAAUCUACGGAUUAAGCAGCUCAAAAGUUUUCAUUAGUCGGCGAAUGCAUCGGGCACAGAAAAGUAUCAUUAAAUCUUUGAUCAUUCAAGCCUUCCUCAGCACACUUGUCUACUUUUUUCCCACCGUUGAUAUAUUAUUUUGUGCAUUAAUGGUAGAUUUUAAAUAUUAUGUUGAAAAGUUGACAGCUGUUUUCUAUUUUCAUUCAAAUGUGAACACGAUCACGAUGUGUUUUAUCAUUUCACCUUAUCGAAAAGCCAUCAAAACCCUUCUACAAAAGGCAUUGAGGAGAAUUUUGAAGAGAAUGGUAACCGAGUCGGAGAAA
Molecule: messenger RNA, 2448 nt
Organism: Mesorhabditis belari
Lineage: Eukaryota; Metazoa; Nematoda; Chromadorea; Rhabditida; Rhabditidae
Source: the annotation of a GenBank genome assembly